This is a messenger RNA of Stegodyphus dumicola, 736 nucleotides long. RefSeq lists its product as uncharacterized. The record is from RefSeq and is a predicted model, not a curated record. Lineage: Eukaryota; Metazoa; Arthropoda; Arachnida; Araneae; Eresidae.
UAGCCGGCCCUGUUUAUAUUUAAUUGUAGUGUUGUUUCAGAAGUAGUAUUCAUUUACUUUAGAAAUUGUGUUUUUAUUUGAUAAAUGAUGGUUCAUAAGAAGUUUUCCAAUCCGACAGAUGAAGAUGGUAUAGCGGAGGCUUUUUCGAAAACUCCGCAUUCCUUGCCUUGUAGAAAACGCCGUCAAGUUUCUGACGAGGAAAACGCUGCAGGAUUUAAAUUCAACUUCCCGGAUCCUGAAAUCGAUAAUUCUUCAAAAUCUCCAUCAGCUGUUGAGAGUAACGGCAAUACCUCACUUCCAGCUCAUUCCUCGGAAGCAAAGGAUGGCAAAUCAAAACAUGGUAAACGGAAGACCUCGUUAAAGAAUAAAAAUGAAGAAUCUAAAACCUGGAAAGAUCAGUCAGCAAUUUUGCUAAAAACUGUAUACAUGAUGGGCAUCGCAUGUUUUCGGAUUGCGUUUUAUAUUCUUUGUCGCGCAUUUUAUUAUUUAAAGAAUAAAGUUGGACAGAAAAAGAAGUUGACUUCGGAAUAAUCUCCUUCGGUUGCAGAAUGAUUCAUUCAAGUAUCACAGCAAAGUAAUUGGACUUCCCAGUACUUGUUAAAACCUUGCUCUGUUUUAAAACUUUUUACAUUCAAGUUCUAUUUUUAAGAUGUGAACUGAGGACAAAGUUUUAAUAGUGUUGUUCUUUAACCGAAAUUGAACUUCGUUUUUAGAAAUAAAUCGUUUUUCACUAAAA